AUGGACCAUGCCAAGCCAUCCUAUUUGAGGCAGCAAGGGGAACGAAUAGAUUUACCCUGGGACGAUCAGUUUGUGGACGAGAUCAAGGUGGCUUUGAUGGCAUGUCGAGUAAUACCAGGUCUCUGGCUCCCGAAAGACUACCACAUCCAACAAGAAUGGACCAAAAAGAUAGCCAGAGACACAAUAGCGAAUCCCAAACCACUCCACCCCGCUGUCCAAGAUCUGAAGGACUUGAUAGAGGGCGACUCGCGGAUCUAUCUCCUCGCCAAUGGAAUGUACGACGAUAUACCAGCCAACUUCACUGAUCCCAGCGGCCAGCCCGUGGUGCGCAGCUACACGGACAUGCUAAGUAUCAUGAACCAUCUACUCACCAUCGCGCCGUCAUGGAGCGAACACGAGAACCAGGUCGGACUGGUCGGACUACCCAUGCAUGCACUGCUAGACUGGCCAAUGGGGACGUUUCACGGCCAUGGGUUCUUCCUCGACCCUGCAGUCAAUGCCAUCCUGAAACGCGUCUUGGAUGUCUGGAAGGAUUAUCUCCAGUCCCCCGCAUCAGCGGAGGUUCUUAAUAAUUCGACCACAGGAUGGUUCAGUCCAGCAGCUAUUAAACAGCUCACUGCUGUUGCGAACGUGGACGGGUCGUCAUACUCAUUCAAUGAGCUCUUCGUCUGCGAUCCGAGCGAGAAACAUUACAACUUCACAUCCUGGGAUGGGUUCUUCACACGAGCGUUCCGAUCAGAGCGACGCCCAGUCGCCGAGCCUCACAAUGACUCGGUGAUCGCAAACGUAUGUGAAUCACUACCAUUCGCAAUAGCCCACAAUGUCAAACGACGAGAUCGAUUCUGGGUGAAAGGUCAACCAUACUCGGUCGAGGAUAUGCUCGGUAAAGACGAACUAAGUGAGCAUUUCGUCGGUGGAACAAUCUAUCAAGCCUAUCUCAGUUCCCUGAGCUACCACCGAUGGCAUGCCCCCGUCACAGGAACCAUCGUCAAGGUGGCCAAGUUCAAUGGGACUUAUUUCUCCGAGCCAUUGUUUGCUUCCAUGGAGAUAUAUGGGGCCUGGCCGAAAGCGCCGCGGUACUCACAGGGAUACCUGUCGGCUGUGGCGGCGAGGGCAGUUAUUUAUAUUCAGGCGGAUAACCCGGCUAUUGGUCUCAUGGCAGUCGUCGAGGUGGGUAUGUCAGAAGUGUCGAGCUGUGAGGUUACGGUUAAGGAGGGGCAGAGGGUGGUGAAGGGGGAUGAGAUGGGGAUGUUUCAUUUCGGCGGAUCGACACACUGUUUGCUCUUUGGAAAGGGCGUUAAAGUGUCGGGAUUCCCAGAGCCGGGGUCGAGAACGGAUAAUGUGCCAGUGCGAAGUCGGUUGGCGGUUGUUGAGGAGCUGUAA
This is a messenger RNA of Aspergillus oryzae RIB40, 1383 nucleotides long. RefSeq names its product phosphatidylserine decarboxylase family protein. Gene Ontology annotation, cellular component: mitochondrion. Gene Ontology annotation, molecular function: phosphatidylserine decarboxylase activity. The coding region runs from base 1 to 1383 and encodes 460 amino acids. The record is from RefSeq and is a predicted model, not a curated record. The transcript has 2 exons. Gene Ontology annotation, biological process: phosphatidylethanolamine biosynthetic process. Lineage: Eukaryota; Fungi; Ascomycota; Eurotiomycetes; Eurotiales; Aspergillaceae.